CAAUAUCAUUGACUUUUGGAUUUCUGUUUAUUUUUCCCCCUCAAUUACUUAUAAUAAAUAAAUAUCUCACACUCUAUUGAGUAUUGAGAGCUGAUUCUCUCAGUGCAUCUGCUCUGGUAGAGUCGUAAUUUCUCCUACGCUCUGUGGAAAAACUCCAUGACAUUCACCUGAAGACAGAUACCGAAAGAGAAUAAAGGCAUAAGGUUUGGUAAAAGCUUGCUGUGCAAUUGCGAAUGUUCAGAAAAAGCUGAUGCCAAAUGUCAAUAAAAUUCUCAAAUUGAAUGAAGAAAUAUUGGUUUUCUUUUAGGUUACAUAUAGAUUUCUCAGCUACCUGGACACUCUCAAAUUGGCUUGGCUUUUGUUUUGUUUUGGGAGUUUUCUCUGUAUGCCUUCUUUACAUGUUAGCUGAUAUGGCUCUAUGAAAAUUUUGUUGGAAUAGAUAAUAAAAUCAGUUGGUUAGAAGACGGCAGCACAUAAUGUUUUUUCGCAAGAGCAACUCCUCGCAUGAUGGUGAGAGUGUUGAGCUGCAGAAGGAGCGCAAGUUGAAUGAGCUUAGGGCUUCUUUGGGGCCAUUGUCUGGCCGCAGCCUGCAAUACUGCACUGAUGCGUGUUUGAAGAGGUAUCUUGAAGCUCGUAAUUGGAAUGUCGAUAAAUCGAAAAAGAUGCUGGAGGAGACAUUAAGAUGGAGAUCGAGUUUUAAGCCUGAGGAAAUUCGUUGGCAUGAAGUUGCGAGUGAGGGCGAAACUGGGAAAGUUUACAGAGCAAACUUUCACGACCGUCAAGGAAGGUCUGUUCUAAUAUUAAGACCAGGAAUGCAGAACACGACAUCACUGGAUAACCAGAUGAAGCACCUGGUGUACUUGAUCGAGAAUGCCAUACUUAAUCUUCCGGAAGGUCAGGAACAGAUGUCGUGGCUCAUAGACUUCACGGGAUGGUCAAUAAGCAACAACGUCCCCAUCAAAUCUGCAAGAGACACCGUUAAUAUUCUCCAAAAUCACUACCCUGAGAGAUUAGCCAUCGCAUUUUUGUACAGCCCCCCGCGCAUAUUCGAAGCAUUUUGGAAGGUUGUGAAGUACUUUCUCGACCCAAAAACCUUCCAAAAGGUGAAAUUUGUGUACCCAAAGAAGGAAGAUAGUGUGGAGCUUAUGAAGUUGUAUUUUGACGUGGAUAAUCUCCCAACCGAAUUUGGAGGCAAGGCCAGAUUGCAGUAUGACCAUGUGGAGUUUUCUAGGCAGAUGGCAUUAGAUGAUGUGAAAUCGGCCAAGUUAUGGGGCUUGGACAAGCACCAGCCCAACGGGCUUGUUGGGCCCGAGGUUGCACCCGAGCCCGAAUCACUUGCUGCGUCUGUUGGUUGAGCUGUGCAAUCCGUGAAUGUAACGGUAUAAAUAAACAGAACAUGAUAUAGUUUUAUUUGGAAUCUAUCUUUUCGAAUAUCCUUGAAAGACUGAUGAAGGAAAAUUGUCCGGUACUUAUUGUGAAAGAAAACUGUUAGUCUCCCGUAUUAUUUCGUAAUUAUGAGAAAUGCUUACAAUCAGUUUGUGAAUUCUUAGCCAUUUUUUUUUUUUUUUGUUGUU
Molecule: messenger RNA, 1574 nt
Organism: Striga asiatica
Lineage: Eukaryota; Viridiplantae; Streptophyta; Magnoliopsida; Lamiales; Orobanchaceae
Source: the annotation of a GenBank genome assembly